AGAGCCUGGUAAAUGAGCAGAGCCAACAGCUGCAAGAACUCUCCACUCACAUGAAAUGAGGCUCUGCUGCUGUGCUGGUCUCUCUGUAAAAUGGGGGAACGAGUCUCAGUGGAGGUGUAUGCUGGAGUACCUGGCUGAUGAACCAUUCCGAGACAUUCCAAAUCUACAGGCAAAGCUUGAUCAGCUGAAGGGCAUGUUUAUGGGAUAUGAUGCCACACGCACAGGAGAAAUUGACUAUCCAACAAUGAGCAGGAUACUGCAGGAGCUUGGGGUUUUCCAAAGCCCCUUGGAGCUCAAGACACUGGUCCAGGAAAUCACAGGGAACACAGGCAGCACUGUCCCUUACAAGGACUUCACUAUGGUUAUGCUGGGCCGCAGAUCCACCAUGUGCCAACGGAUCAUGCACUACAAUGGGAAAGGAGGAGGAGCAGUGAAGAGGCCCAGCCUGAUGGAUGCUGGCCCCUACGUAACCUACUUGGAAUGCACUCUCUCCGGAGUCCCCUCUCCUCUUACCACUCUCCCGCCGCCACCUCCCCCAUCUCCAGCUGAUGGCUGCUCUGAAACCUAGCCAGCUGCCCGAGAAAUGUGGAGACUGACUCACUUCAUAGGCUGGAGAGCCUGCUGAGAAGGCAAACCAAAUGUACUGUGGUAGAGUGCAUCCAGCUCAGCCCUUCCCCAAUAAAGAGCUGCCUAGCAACAGUGCACUGUAGCAUGUCUGAGCUGCUGCAGCAGAAGAGCAGAACUGCUGAUUGCUGGCAUUAUAGCUGCACCUAAGGGCCUUGUUGUGGAAGGUGUUGUAGGAACAUAAGACAGUCUCUGUCCCAAAGAACUUACUGUCUAAACAUAAUCAGACAGGUGGCAAGGGAAGCAGCCAGAGGGAGGUGAGGUUAUGCGUCCCAGCUCUCAGCAGGUCAGUGGUAGAGCCUGGUAUAAACCUGAGCUCUUCCAGGUUAGCACCUAGAAUCGUAUUUGUCCAUUGUUCUUACUCAGGUUGUUCAAGAGCCUAAUGUCCAGACUGGGUUUGACUCCCCCACUCACUCCCCCCAAUCUCCCAAGGGAAGUGCGGGAGCUAGAAUGUGGGGCAGGGAAUUCAGGUGUGUGGUGGUUUCUAGAUAGUCUGUGCCCUCUGAGUAAAGUGGGCAUUUGGGUGAGAGGUCCUUAGGCCAAGCCUGGCGCUAUUUGCUUCAGCUACAGUGUGUCCCUGAAGGAGUAAACAGUAAACCAGAGUUGGAUGGAGCUCAGGCAAAUGGUGUGCUUACGU
Messenger RNA from Mauremys mutica (yellowpond turtle), 1261 nucleotides. Its product is annotated as allograft inflammatory factor 1-like. Bases 56 to 568 code for a protein of 170 amino acids. NCBI's taxonomy places the organism in Eukaryota, Metazoa, Chordata, Testudines, Geoemydidae. Gene Ontology annotation, molecular function: actin filament binding; calcium ion binding. Gene Ontology annotation, biological process: ruffle assembly; actin filament bundle assembly. The transcript is spliced from 5 exons. Gene Ontology annotation, cellular component: actin filament; ruffle membrane. The record is from RefSeq and is a predicted model, not a curated record.